GUCGCGAGACAAGAAAGUAGUAGGAAGGGAGGAAGAUAGAGGGGUUGCGUCCCAGCCCCACCUGCUAUCUCCUCUCUUCUUCCCCUUCCUCGGCGGCUUUCCACCAUUCAGGUUCAGACUGGAGGGGCCUUCCUGCCAAUCUCCAGUGCGUGUUCUUCAGUGGAGGCGCCGGCCGGACUCGCGAUGGAGCGGGACGGCCAGCAGACCCGCCGCGACAAGCUCAUCAUCGAUACGGAUCCCGGCAUCGAUGAUAGCAUGGCUAUCCUAAUGGCGUUCAGAGCACAUACUCUGGAAAUCAUUGGGCUCACGACCAUAUUCGGCAACGUCGACACAGAAGGCGCAACAUGUAAUGCACUAUUGCUGUGUGAGAGAGCAGGACAUCCUGAGGUUCCAGUAGCAGAGGGCAGCCACGAGCCCCUAAAGGGAGGAAAGCCCCGUAUUGCUGAUUUUGUUCAUGGGUCAGAUGGCAUUGGGAAUCUGUUUCUUCCUGCACCCUCUGCUAAGAAGGUUGAGGAAAGUGCUGCUGAUUUCAUGGUUAAUAAGGUCUCUGAGUUUCCAGGAGAGGUCUCUGUGCUUGCUUUGGGACCCCUGACAAAUGUAGCAUUGGCCAUCAAACGAGACCCUUCCUUUGCAAGCAAGGUGAAUAAAAUAGUUGUACUGGGUGGAGCUUUCUUCGUGGCUGGAAAUGUCAACCCUGCUGCUGAAGCAAAUAUUCUUGGAGACCCAGAAGCAGCUGACAUAGUUUUUACUUCAGGAGCAGAUGUCAUUGUGGUUGGCAUUAACAUAACAACACAAGUCUGUUUGACAGAUGAGGGUCUCUUGGAGCUAAGAAACUCAAAAGGGAAGCAUGCACCGUUCUUAUCUGAGACGUGCAAGUUCUACAGAGAUUGGCAUGUCAAGUCUGAUGGCUUCCAUGGAAUUUUCCUUCAUGAUCCUGUGAGCUUCACUGCCGUGCUUCAUCCCGAGUACUUCACAUUCAAGAAGGGUGUGGUGAGAGUGGAGACCCAGGGCAUUUGCACUGGCCACACUUUGAUGGAUCAGGGAUUGAAAAAGUGGAAUUCAGAGAACCCUUGGUCAGGGUAUAAACCGAUUUCAGUUGCAUGGACGGUUGAUGUGCCAAAGGUUAUUGGCUUUGUAAAGAAGCUGCUCAUGGCACCAUGAGCAAGGUACCGCCAUUUAGCGACAUCAAUGCUCUCUGAUGCCCAAGAAAAUUUGGCAAGUACAGAGCCACUCUCCCAGCUGCAUUAUACUUAUUUCCUGGACCUGGAAAGCUUCCUGUUCCUCCAAUAGUAAGAGGAUCACCAUGGUUCUUUUAGUUGAGGUCUUAAUGAUUUAGAUCGACUUCUAUACUGCGACUAAAAAUAUCGAUAUCACAAGAGUGGAUAACCGUGUCUAAGCCAUUUCGUCCUUCAAAUCUGGGAGUCAAAUUGUGAAAGCUUAUGCAGCAGUCUCAAAUACCAUGAUGUAAAUUCUGGCGUAUGACAGCAUGUCUCACACAUUUGUAUCAAUACAUUUCGAAUCAAUGAGAUUUCCCAUACCCUC
Zea mays is the source of this 1542-nucleotide messenger RNA. RefSeq lists its product as uncharacterized. Gene Ontology annotation, molecular function: purine nucleosidase activity. Bases 184 to 1161 code for a protein of 325 amino acids. Gene Ontology annotation, cellular component: cytosol. The transcript has 9 exons. Gene Ontology annotation, biological process: purine nucleoside catabolic process. NCBI's taxonomy places the organism in Eukaryota, Viridiplantae, Streptophyta, Magnoliopsida, Poales, Poaceae. The record is from RefSeq and is marked provisional.